AUGAGCCAGGAUUACGAAGAGGCCCAGGUGGCCGAGGAAAGCGGCAUAACGGGACCUGGCGCCCCGACGCCUCUCUCGGCGCUUGAGGGAAUUGCGGGCUUGACGAAGCGCGACAUCCAGCUGGUGGUCGAUGGCGGAUUCAACACGGUCGAGUCGGUUGCCUACACCCCGCGGAGGAUGUUGGAGCAGAUCAAGGGCAUUUCGGAGCAAAAGGCGGGAAAGAUUCUGGGCGAAGCCUCCAAGCUCGUCCCAAUGGGCUUUACAACGGCGACCGAGAUGCACCAAAGACGAAGCGAGCUCAUUUCAAUCACCACCGGAUCCAAGAACCUGGACACACUCCUGGCCGGCGGCGUCGAAACGGGGUCCGUCACAGAAUUGUUCGGCGAGUUCAGGACUGGCAAGAGCCAAAUCUGUCACACGCUCGCCGUGACUUGCCAACUGCCGUUUGACAUGGGUGGCGGCGAAGGGAAAUGCCUCUAUAUCGACACCGAGGGCACGUUUCGCCCCGUGCGGCUCUUGGCUGUUGCCAAUCGGUUCGGUCUCUCAGGAGAAGAAGUCCUGGACAAUGUGGCGUACGCCCGCGCAUAUAACUCCGAUCAUCAGCUUCAACUCCUUAACCAAGCAGCGGCAAUGAUGUGCGAGACGCGAUUCUCCCUCAUCAUCGUCGACAGCGCCACUGCUCUGUACCGGACAGACUUCUGUGGUCGUGGAGAGCUCUCAAACAGACAGACACACCUGGCAAAGUUUAUGCGGACGCUUCAGCGGCUGGCGGAUGAGUUUGGCAUCGCCGUCGUCAUCACGAACCAGGUCGUUGCCCAAGUCGACGGUGGGCCAAGCGCCAUGUUCAACCCAGAUCCGAAGAAACCCAUUGGCGGCAAUAUUAUAGCUCACGCCAGCACGACGCGAAUCAGUUUGAAAAAGGGGCGCGGCGAGACGCGAGUUGCCAAGAUUUACGACAGUCCGUGCUUGCCCGAGAGCGACACGCUCUUUGCCAUCAACGAGAAUGGCAUCGGUGAUCCAGCCCCGAAGGACAUGGAGAAGGACUAG
This is a messenger RNA of Hirsutella rhossiliensis, 1047 nucleotides long. RefSeq names its product rad51 domain-containing protein. Lineage: Eukaryota; Fungi; Ascomycota; Sordariomycetes; Hypocreales; Ophiocordycipitaceae. Gene Ontology annotation, cellular component: condensed nuclear chromosome. The record is from RefSeq and is a predicted model, not a curated record. The transcript has 3 exons. Bases 1 to 1047 code for a protein of 348 amino acids. Gene Ontology annotation, biological process: double-strand break repair via homologous recombination; mitotic recombination-dependent replication fork processing; DNA recombinase assembly. Gene Ontology annotation, molecular function: ATP hydrolysis activity; single-stranded DNA binding; ATP-dependent DNA damage sensor activity.